Messenger RNA from Torulaspora delbrueckii, 285 nucleotides. It is a transcript of the gene TIM10, whose product is annotated as protein transporter TIM10. The coding region runs from base 1 to 285 and encodes 94 amino acids. The record is from RefSeq and is a predicted model, not a curated record. NCBI's taxonomy places the organism in Eukaryota, Fungi, Ascomycota, Saccharomycetes, Saccharomycetales, Saccharomycetaceae. Gene Ontology annotation, biological process: protein insertion into mitochondrial inner membrane. The transcript has a single exon. Gene Ontology annotation, cellular component: mitochondrial inner membrane.
AUGUCUUUCCUAGGUUUCGGUGGUAGCGCUCAACCACAACUUUCCUCUCAGCAGAAAGUCCAGGCCGCUGAGGCCGAAUUGGACCUUGUUACCGAUAUGUUCAACAAACUGGUAGAUAACUGUCAUAAGAAAUGUAUCUCUUCUUCCUAUAGCGAGGGGGAUCUGAAUAAGAAUGAAUCCAACUGUUUGGAUAGAUGCGUUGCCAAAUAUUUCGAAACUAACGUCAAGGUCGGCGAACAUAUGCAACAAAUGGGCCAAAAUUUCAACGCCGCUGGCAGACUUUAA